UGCGCGUUAUCAUUCAUUGAAAGAGUGUGUCUAAGACUGAGCCGGGCUUCUUGACAUUCGACCAAAGCUAGAAGUUUACUGUAUAUUUUUUUUAACUGACAGCUAGUGUGUGAGAUUCAUCCACAGAUCGGACACAUACAUGGCGGACGAAACGACCCAGAGCGCAGGACAAAUCUCGCUGCGGGAGCUGUAUGUCUCCGAUAAACAGGGCAGUGAUCAGGAUGGAGAUGGGACCGAACAGAAACCUUUCAAAACACCACUGAAGGCGAUGCUAUUUGCUGGAGAACCAUUCCCAACCAUCUAUGUGGAUUCUCAGAAAGAAGGAGAGCGCUGGGCUGUGAUCUCUAAAACCCAGCUGAAGAAUGUGAAAAAACUCUUCCAUAGGGAACAAAUGAAGACAGAUGCGAAAGAAAAGAAAGAGGCGGAAGAUGCCGAGAGGAGAGAGAAAAAUCUAGAGGAAGCCAAGAAGAUUUUUAUUGAGAACGACCCCAACCUCCCAGAACCCAAAACAGUUAAGAUCCAUCAGCUGGAGCCUCUGAGGGAACAGAGAGUCAAAGUGUUCGGCUGGGUGCACAGGCUACGCCGUCAAGGAAAGAACCUCCUAUUCGUUGUGCUGAGAGAUGGAACAGGAUACCUGCAGUGUGUACUCAUCGAUAAACUGUGUCAGUGCUAUAAUGGGCUCGUUUUGUCUACUGAAAGCACAGUGGCUCUCUAUGGAACAGUGAAGCCGGUUCCUGAGGGAAAACAGGCUCCGGGAGGCCACGAGCUGCACUGUGAUUUCUGGGAGCUGAUCGGUCUUGCUCCGGCUGGCGGCGCUGACAAUCUGCUGAACGAGGAGUCCGAUGUGGACGUUCAGCUCAACAAUAGGCACAUGAUGAUCCGUGGAGAAAACGUGUCCAAAAUCCUGCGAGUGCGCUCCACAGUCACGCACUGCUUCAGAGAGCACUUCUUCAGCCGCGGCUACUAUGAGAUCACUCCUCCUACUCUGGUGCAGACUCAGGUGGAAGGCGGCUCCACCCUCUUCAAUCUGAAUUAUUUUGGAGAGCAGGCGUACCUGACCCAGUCGUCGCAGCUUUACCUGGAGACGUGCAUCCCUGCGCUCGGAGACACGUUCUGCAUCGCCCAGUCAUAUCGUGCUGAGCAGUCUCGCACACGCAGACACCUGGCUGAGUACACCCACAUUGAGGCUGAGUGUCCCUUCAUGACCUUUGAAGAUCUGCUGAACAGAUUAGAGGAUCUUGUGUGUGAUGUGGUGGAUCGAGUCCUGAAGUCUCCUGCUGCUCCACUGCUCUACGAACUAAACCCUGACUUCAAGCCCCCCAAGAGGCCAUUUAAGAGGAUGAACUAUUCUGAUGCCAUCACAUGGCUUAAGGAGCACGACAUUAAAAAAGAUGAUGGGACCUACUACGAGUUUGGAGAGGAUAUCCCCGAAGCACCUGAGAGGCUGAUGACGGACACCAUUAACGAGACCAUCCUGCUGUGUCGCUUCCCAGCUGAGAUUAAAUCAUUUUACAUGCAGCGCUGUCCCGAGGAUCGACGUCUCACUGAAUCGGUUGAUGUGUUGAUGCCUAACGUUGGUGAGAUUGUUGGAGGGUCGAUGCGUAUCUGGGAUGCUGAGGAGCUGCUGGAGGGCUACAAGAGAGAAGGCAUUGACCCCACUCCCUACUACUGGUACACUGACCAGAGGAAAUAUGGCACAUGUCCUCAUGGGGGAUACGGGCUUGGCCUCGAGCGUUUCCUUACCUGGCUGCUCAAUCGUCACCACAUUCGAGACGUGUGCCUCUACCCACGCUUCAUCCAGCGCUGCAGGCCAUGAAUGUCCUCAGAAGACAUACACACAAACCUCCACCCUGUCUGCUUUAUCUGUCUGUCCAUCAUGUCGCAAGAAAACUAAACUAAAAUGCCUUUCUCACGUACUAUCUGCGGCAUGCAACAUUUAUACAUCCAUAUUUAAAGAUGUAAUCACACUGAAAUCUGCGAGAGAGUCUCAUUAUUGCCUAAUCACUCUGUUCAGAAUAUUUUCUGUGGGUUAAUAAAUGUAAGAGAUGCUUCA
Molecule: messenger RNA, 2053 nt
Organism: Pangasianodon hypophthalmus (striped catfish)
Lineage: Eukaryota; Metazoa; Chordata; Actinopteri; Siluriformes; Pangasiidae
Gene: nars1
Product: asparaginyl-tRNA synthetase 1
Exons: 15
Coding region: 140-1816 (558 amino acids)
Biological process (GO): asparaginyl-tRNA aminoacylation
Cellular component (GO): cytoplasm
Molecular function (GO): nucleic acid binding; asparagine-tRNA ligase activity; ATP binding
Source: RefSeq, a predicted model, not a curated record